Molecule: messenger RNA, 27329 nt
Organism: Chara braunii
Lineage: Eukaryota; Viridiplantae; Streptophyta; Charophyceae; Charales; Characeae
Source: the annotation of a GenBank genome assembly
AUGGUUUGAUUUGCAAAGGCGAAGAUGGGACUCCCAGGAUGAAAAAGGAGGGGGUGUGGCAACUAGGUUGUGGAUCGUGUUUGUGGAAUGAUAUGCAGGUCUGUUUUAAGUUAUGUUAUGAUGCUGGGGAGGGUACCGGACAAGGAAGUACAGUGUACAGCAUGUAUGAUACUCGAAGACUUUCAAGUUUCAAUUGGUCAGCAAUGCAUGAAGAGAAAGGACGCACGGCCAAAAGGACCUUUUUCAGCCCAGCAGUAUAGUGCAGAAGUUGGGCUCAUGGAAUGAUGAUGGCACGGCCAAACAUUGUAACAAGAAUUAUAUAUGGCACUGCGUUUGGAAGUCUGAUUGGAAGAGAAGUGUAUGCAACUGCCAUGCCAGUGAAGAGCUGAUUGGAAGGGCUGGGUGGAUUUUCCACUGCUAACGUGAAGAGCUUGAUGAGUGACUGGGGUUGGAACUCCUGGUUAAAGGAAGAGCUGGGAGUCGAUGGCGGGCCAUGAACGAGCCUGGCACUACAAUGCGCCGGUUCAUGGUCCGCGAGGAAAUGUGGAGGCGCCGUUGCAGGGAUAUGGUGCACAGCCUGGGGGGGGAGCACCAGGUCCAUCACAGCAGUAUGGUGGGAUGCCUGGUAUGGCUCCCAUGGGAAGUACGCCGCAAGGGUACGGCAGCAUGCCUGUGGGGCACAUGGCGUCACAGGGGAUGUAUGGGGGUGGAGUUCCAGGGCCAUAUGGAGGGCCGGGGGCAUCACCAGCAUAUGGUGGAAUGCAGGGGCCAUCGCGGCCAUAUCCAGGAGCCCCAGGGUCGGUGCCACAAUAUGGCGCAAUGCCGGGGGCGCCAUCAUAUGGUGGAAUGCCUGGGUCUUCUCAACCAUAUGCGGGGAUGCCAGGCUCGUCACCCCCGUAUGGAGGUGGGGUGCCAGGCCGAUCACCACCUUAUGGUGCAGUGCCGGGAACAUCGGGACAAUAUGGUGCAGCACCAGGUACAAUGCCAGGCGCAUCGGCACAAUAUGGUGCGGCGCCUGGUAUGUCUCAACCGUAUGGGCCAAUGCCAGGGGCACCACCACAAUAUGGUGGAAUGGGAGCGCCGCCGCCACACUAUGGAGUUCCAGGGGCACCGUCGCAAUAUGGACCGCAAUACCCUGGAGGGCCAGGGGUCCCGGGGCAAUAUGGUGGGGUGCCACAAUAUGGAGGAGGGAUGAUGCCCAUGUCAGGCCCGCCGGGAGCAUAUGGUGGGAUGCCCGUUGGGCCUCAAUCAGGGUCGGGGCCAGCGAUGUAUAGUGGGCUUCCAGGUAUGCCAAUGCCUAUGCCUGGGGCCUCGCCAUAUGGUGGAGCACCUGGGAUGGGCUUCCAUGGCCCUGGAAUGGACCCCAGGAUGGCUGGAGCAGGUUCAUAUCUGCCACCUGAUUUCCAGAGACCCAUGUCAGUUGCGGUUGACCGGCAGCUAAGCCGCCUAAACAGUAUUCCUCGAUCUCCGAGCACAUCAGAGUUGCUUCGCAAAGGGGUGCCAGCGGUCAUGGCGAUCGACCUUCUGGAUGUUCCUGCCUGCGAGCCCUCAACGUUUCCAGAGGUGUUGACGGAUCCACAACCCGAGAGGCCCGUGGUGGAGCUGGAGGAAAUUGCUGUGCCACCCGGUGAUCAUGGUUUUGUUGAAGAUUACCGAGCUUCAAAGGCGUUUGGUGCUACUGCUAUCUCUUUCGUGGAGCCGUCCAUUGAUCCUUCGGAGAUCAAAAGAGUGGCGGAGCAUCUCCCUGAAGGAGAUACUGCUCCCGGAGUAACUGCACCAAGCUCCGCGAAGGAAUUUGCACCGAUGUUAGAAGUUCCGUCAAUAAAAGAGUAUCAUUCCCCACCUGAUGAUUCUGGACUAGAACUCAGUUUUGCUGAUGUGUCUGACAUCCCAAGCGCUGGCUCGCCAUCGAGAAACAUAUUGGAGCCAGAGCUUGUCGCGCAGCUGUUUGCUGCAAUGCCAGCCCCAGUUUCUGUACCACAGCUUGAUUCGGUCGUUCAGCCCAAGUCGUCGUUCUUUGCCGUGGGAUCUUCCGUAGAAGACUCCUUCAGCAAUCUUAUGGGUGCUCAUAUACCCGAAGAGGACCUUGUCCCUGCUCUUCUAAGUCAUAGGCAGUCUGAUCAACCUGAGCCUUUUGCUGAGGCCAGACCCGAAAGGGUACUGGAUAUCCCGAUGGUCGAUGACAGGGCUUCCCAAACUGAGGUGGGUCUCUCUGAGUCAAUUGAGCUCCUCCCUUUUUCACUCAAAGAAUCUUCAGUGUGUGAAGAUCAACCUUUUGUGGCACAUUACCCUGCCGAAGGCGAAGAUGUUGCCUUGGAUUCCAGUCGCGGGGAUGCCGUUGAGGUAGCAGGGUAUGUCAUAACUGAGCCUUCGAUUGAGCCGGAAAUGGGUGGCAGUAUUGUUGAGGAUGUCGGAAGUGGGGAGGAGCAAGUUACCCCCAGGGAGUUGCGCGAUGCGCAGCGAACCCAUGCACUGGAGGGUGCAACUCAGGCAGAACGGAAGGAUCUCGCAACCUCUGUGUCUGAAGCGGACAGCACUGUGGAUGACAAAGCCCUUGUAGAGGAACCAGAGGUACUUUCUGAAAUGCCUCGGGCUCCCCCUGUUCCUUCCAGGGAUUCUGUCCUGCAUAGAGAGCCUGAGAGUCAACUUGGUGAGAUGGCCUCUGCAGAGCCAAGCAUGGAACAGUUGUUUCAGCAUACACAGGGGGCCACAGCCUUACCAAGUGACUUAGUGGAGGUGUCAGUGGCACCAACGUUGACCGUCUCCGACGUCCAACAUGAUCCGGGGCCAGUGUCGCCAUCUGCAGGCCCAGAACACACCAAAGCUUGGAGUAUGGAAGCAUUUCUAGCAGCGCCACGAAAUAGUACUGACGAGCAGGGCAUUCAAGGGGAAGAGGUGAAAGACAACAUCAUGGGGAGGUGGUUAGAAGUGAACGAUGUACUGAAACUUGACACGAUUAGGGGACUGGGUACAGAAUCGGUUGUGGUAAGACCGGACAAGAUGGCUGAAGGGUUGUCUGGGCCAACGUACGGUGACCAAGCGAAUGUUCUGCUAAAGCCUCCAAUCUUUACCCGGAAAGACUCUGAACACAUAACUAUGCCAUCUGUAAUUGAUGAGGCAUUUGAGCCUUCUGUUGUGGGUGAAAUGGUUGACUUGCACCUUCCUGAAGCUGGGGAUUCACUGUCCUUGCUAAGCCUUGCAGACAGCUCAAGGAUGUUGGUCGAGCCUGGUGGCGAGGCCUCACCACGAUCAGAUUCCAUUGGGAUGGUGGAAAUUGAGGAAAUGCCGUCUGAAGGUGCGGAAAGGACAUUUGUCGAGUCGGAUAUGGUUGCAGGUCAUAUUCUGAAAGAAGCCGUUGUGCUUGAACAAUUGCAAGGUGCUGAGGAGGGACCACUAGAGGAGGGACCACUAGAGCCAUGUGUUGAGGGUCUGGAGAGUUCUGCAGCCAUAAAAAAUGAACCUGCAGCAGAAGCGGUCCAUGAUCCGCAACAGUCUGCUGCAUUGCCACCUCUGUCGGGCUUGGACGGUGGAUCUGUGGUUGAAGGACCAGUGAAGAUUUCUCAGGGAGGGGAAUUCGAACCAGCUUCGGUAACAAAGCCUGAGCUAGCUGUUUCUUGCAAGAUGGUGGACGGCAACGUAUUGCCUUCCCCGUCAAUUGCAGGCUUUGAUAUUUCCGUCGCUAUUGAUGGAAAGGCCUAUCAGGACACGCAGUCUGCAGUUGAUCCCACUCCUUCAGCUGGGGGUGCCGCGGGACGAAGCUCUGCCAUAACCUCUGAAGUUGGGCAUGAUCUUAGAUCUGAGACAUUAUGCGUUGCACCAGUACAGCCAGCGCAAGAGCCGAAACUUGAAGUUGUAGAAGUCAAAUGUGCUCAGGAGGAGGCGUCUUAUCCACACCUGAGCUCAGGCUAUACACCUGAAGGUGUAACAUCCCUGUCAUCGACGUCAUCGGGCAUGGACACUGCUGCGCCGGACGAUGAGAGGAUUUCAGUGCUUGCUUUGGAGUUGGUCAGGGACACAUUUGAGCAUGGGAGAAGCACAGAAAGUGCAGACAAAGCAGAGUACGAACCUGUUGGGCAGCUGUCAGAAGAACGACAGGAGCUAGACAUUUCUCAUCCGCCUGAGAUGGAGGAGAGUGUCAUUCAACUUCCAACAGGGGAAUCUUCAGGGCUGGACAACGAUGCAUCAAGUGUGGUUGUGCCACAUGCGGAUGAUGAAAGAUCGAUCAUUUGUUUCCUUGAGGAUGGGCUAGUUCAUGAACCUGUGAAUGAAGCUGUUCCAGCUCAGAAACCAGUCCAAGUGGAACCUGAGGGAUGGGAGGCUAGGAUUCGCGGGGACAUUUCAGAGGACUUCUUGCCGCAGUGCGGAGAGUCAGUUGUGACCAUAGACGCAUUUUCUGUUCUCUAUGACAAGGGCCUGGUCUUUCCAGCAACAGUGCAUGAGACGCUUGUCUCGGGCGUUGAUGAUUCACAGCCUGAGGAAUCUGUUACACCUGCAGUUUCUCAUGGUCAAGGGUUCGAAACCUCCUCUAGAGAAAUGAAAAUGGUUGCAAUCCCUGCGAUACCACACAUAACAGAAGAUGCAGCUAAGGAGGAACCAGCCAGAGCAGCAGAACCUGCAGAAAUGGAGGCUGACACAGGCAUGGCCUUGAGAGCUGGAGAAGUGAUCAGCACAGCUGUGCUGUCAAUUGAACACGGGGGUGCCGGUUCUGCAAGUGCUCCUUUGGACUCAGAGGCGGUUGCUGACCUCUCUAGACAGGAGACACAUGCAGUCGAAUGUCUUUCUACUGGCACAUGGGAUGUGUGUGGCCGAGAGCCGGAAAUGGAGGUGUCAAUCGAGCCUAUAGAUCCUUGUUGUGAGGUCCGACCUUCCCUGAUGGAUGCUGCUGGUGAUCCUGCCUCUGGCCAGUUUGGAGCAACCACACUGCAGGAUUUCUUCGAAGGGACCGGACAAAGGCGGACCAUGGAUAUGCCGGUUGAAAUGCAGCAGACAAUGGAUGAAUUCAGAGAGUCUGAAAAGAGGUCUGUUGAGAUAGGUGAUGUCACUUGUGCGAUCCCGGAGUCGUCAGUUGCUGAAGUGGGAUCGUCCUCCAAGCGCGCAGAUGGAGAAUUGCACGGAAUUCGGGCUGGGCAGACUGACGAGCUCGUCCAUCCGAUGUUGUCUGUUUUGCACAGUUGUGAUCUUAAGCGUCAGCCAUCUCUGGAGCCCAGUGCGCAUGAGAUCGCCUCUCCUCCUGGUCUGGAGUCUGAAUCUGCUCUGUAUGUUGCGGAAGCCGUGCGCCUUUUGGCUUCGGAGGAAUUAGUGGAGGCCGUGCCUAUGAGUUCAGAGAUGGUUCCUGACCCUGUGGAAGUGGUCACGACUUUCGAAGGCCCGACGAUUAACAUGGGGGUGGAGUACAGCAGUGCUGGGGAGUGCUCACUGUGUCUGGCUCAGGAUGAUUCUGCAGAGGAUUCAAGCAGGGGUUUGCCUGAUGCCUGUGUAGAACCAGCAGAUCUCCCACAGCAGUAUGGAACCGCAGGCGAAAAUUAUUCUGAAACCUCAUCAACGGGUCUUUCUGUUCCGUGUGAGUCACCGGUGACAGACGUCCUUUCCUCCGCUUUCUGCGUCGGGUCUUUGUUGCUGAGGGUUGUGUCCCAGUCGGACCACCCAUCGCCUGAGGCCGCUGUUGAGAGCACACCUUCCGAGGAUGUGUUAGCGGAUGCAGAAGGCGUGGAGAUUGCCUUGCCUUUCUUGGAAGCUGAGGCACAAUGUGGGUCUCAAGCAGCAAGUUAUGAGGCGGUGCCAGAGGGACUGCCAACUCCUUCUCAGGCUGGAGACAGUAGAAGGGCAGAUCAGGAUGUUGAUGACUAUCUUGAGCCAGUGCUUUUAUAUCCGGACGUAUCAAAAAGACCCUCUGCAGAAACGUCUUCUGAACCCGUCCAAGUGAUGAAUGAUGCACACACGGCGCUCGGAAGGAGAGUUAGAGAGUUUUCAAGUGAUGCAGAAUGCCCUUCUUGCGUGUCAGAUGUAGCAGCCCCACCGAUGUUGCCUGCAGAGGCUGUUGGGGAGGCUGCACCACGUGGAGUUGUGGCAGAAACGGAGGAAGCAGAGAAGUUUUUGGCGUUUUCUGAGGAUGUGGAAGAUGGGAGUCCCAAGGAAGCCUGGGAAGAUUCUGUAAGACCGGAAUCGGAUGACAUCCACUUGCAGCAAACCGGGGACAAGUCUGUCGAGCCUAUGCCAUGCCCGCAGACGUUGCCUGAACCUGCUGCAACUAUUGUGGAGGAAUCUGUGGAGCCAUGUGAGCUGAUCUCUGCUGUGGAUCUGUCACUGAAGAAUGGUAUUCUUUUGAAUCAGUCCAUCUCCGAUCCAUCGUAUUUUUCACGCAAGUUGUUAGAAGCAAUGGCUCCCGAGGCUGCUGCUGAGGCAAAGCGAUCAAGAGAUGAAGUUGCUCCUGAAGCUCCGGAGAAGUUGAUGCCUGUUACUGACACUGCAGUUGAAGAGAUUGCAAGCGAGGCUGAAGAGCGCUUGCCAGAGCCUCCAGUUGUUGACAAGCUGAUUGAUUCUGCCCGACUGCAGCAGGGUGGUGAGAAGGCUGUCGAUCCCGUGUCCUAUCCUACUAUGAUACCAGGUGCCUCUGAAAGCAUGCUAGAGGAGUCGGCAGAGCCUUGUGAAUUUAUCUCGCCCGCUGAUUUGUGCAGAGAGGAUCUUAGUCCGCUCAAGCAGUUCGUUGACGAUUCAAUAGUUUCUGUAGGUGGUGACUGGGAGCAGCAAGGCCCGUCCUCUCUGCUCCCUGAGGCUUCCCAUGAGGCAAUGCCUUCUGGAGAUGGUCUUUCCGACGCUGUAGAGAAGCCAGUACCCUUCACUGAUACCACAAUGGAUGAGAUCUCGGUCACUACUGCGGAACACUUUAAAGAACCACCCAGUGUGGAGAGUGUCAUUGAUUCUGUGAAUGUACAAUAUGGUGGUGACGAGACGGCGGAGCCUGUGUUGCAUCCUCUGAUGAUGGACAGUGACGAGGAGGAUGUUGCAGAGGCAUCUGCAGAACCUUGUGAACUGGUAGCGGGUAAAGCAGACCUUGAAAGCCAAUUCAAUCAGUUUCUACUUGAGCCACCAUAUCAUGCGGAUAGAACCGCGGAACAACUUCUUCACUUGUCCUUCCCAUCAGAGGCUGCCUCCGAGGCAAUGCCGCUCAGAGAUGAAGCUGCUCCAGGGAAGGUCGAGGUGUCACUGCUCGUUUCUGACACCACCGUUGAUGCGGGCAAGGUUGACGGGCCCCUUUCAGAGCCCCCGGUCCUGGAUGAGCUCGGUGGUUCCACCCAAUUGGGGCAGGAUGGCGGCGAAGACAUCCAGACUUUGCCUUGUCCAUUGAUGAUGCCUUGUGCACCAGAGUCACCUGGACAUAUUGUUGAAGAAUCUGUGGAGCCCUGUGAGAUGGUACCUUUUGUACACUUGCCCCUGCUCGAUGCCACACCAUCGAUGGAUGCCCUGUAUGGAUCUGCAGAGCAGUCUGCUCAUGGCAGUGUCUUAGAUCAAUUGGUUCCAUGCUCGGCGGCAGCCGAGGCAACACCUUCCGGAGAUGCACUGGCUUUUGAAAUUCAGGAGAAUCUGAUGCCGGUCACGGACGCUAGAGUGGAGGAGGUCAAUGUUAAGUAUGAAGACCAGUUCAUGGAGCCUCCUGUGGUGGACAAAUUCAUCGGUUCACCAUAUUUGCAGCAGGAUUCUGACAGAGUUAUCGAACCUAUACCGGGUCUGUCAAUCGCACUUUCCUUGUCUGCUAAUGUUGCUGGGGAAUCUGUUGAACCUUGUGAAUCAAUAUUUCCCAAUGACUUGCCACUGGAGGAUGGUAAGGAGUUCCUCUGUGAGCCGCCCUACUCAGUGCGUAGAGCGAUGGAGCAGAUGACUUUUCCCGAGGCUGCACAUGAGGCAGCACCUUCUAGAGAUGGAGAUGUUCUCGAAGGUGUGGAGUUCUCUAUGCCAUCAACAGGCACAUCGGUGGUCGAGAUCGCUGCUGAGGUAAGUGAGAGCGUCUCAGAGCCUCAAGUUGUGGAGGCACAUGCUGGUUCUGUUGAUUUGAAGAAGGGCGGUGACAGAGCUCUUGAACCUGAGCCCUUCUCUUCCAUGAUGCCUUACUUGCUGACGACUAUUGUUGACAAGUCUGUUGAACCUGGUGAGAUGCUCUCUUCCGUGAAUGCAUCUUCAGAGGUUGGUGGUGUGCCAAAGACUUUCCAGGAGGCGAUUGUUCCAUUCUCCUUGCCGCCCGAGGCUGCACACGAGGCAGCACCAUCUGGAGAGUCUGGUGCUCUAGAGAGUGUUGAGUCAUCGACAAUGCGGUCAACGGAUACUUCGGUUGGGGAGAUUACUGCCGAGAGCCUCUCAGAACCACAAGUUGUGGAGGCACAUGUUAGUUCUGUUGAUUUGGAGAAGGGUGGUGACAUAGCUGUUGAGCCUGUGCCCCUGUACUUCAUCACACCUCGCCUGCUGACAACUGUCAUUGACAAGUCUGUGGAGCCUGGUGACAUGGUCUCUUCUGUGAAUGCAUCACCAGAGGUUAGCGGUGUGCCGAUGUCUGUCCAGGAGCAGAUGGUUCCAUGUUCCUUGCCGCCUGAGGCUGCACACGAGGCAGCACCUUCUCGAGAGGCUGGUGUUCUGGACAGUGUUGAAGAUUUGGUGCCAUCAGCAGACCCUCUGGUAGGUGAGAUCCGUGCUGAGAGUAUCUCAGAGCCUCAGGUCGUGGAGACAGACGUCAUUUUUAUUGAUUUGCAGAAGAGUGGUGACAAAGCUGUGGAGCCGGUGCCCUUUUCUUUCAGGACGCCUUACCAGCAUACAUCUAGAGUCGACAAGUCUGUAGAGCCCGCUGAGAUGGUCUCUUCUGUGAGUGCAUCACCGGAGGUUGGCGGUGUGCCAAAGUCCGUCCAUGAGAAGAUAGGUUCACGGUCCUUGUUGCCAGAGGCUGCGUGUGAGGCAACACGUUCUGCAGAGGAAGGUGGUCUAGAAAGCAUGGAGUUGUCAUCAACAGACACUUCGGUAGGCGAUAUCGCUGCUGAGGGUAUCUCAGAGCCUGAGUUUGUGGAGACAGAUGUUGUCUCUGUUGAUUUGGAGAAGGCUGGUGACAAAGCUGUGGAGCCGGUGCCCUUUUCUUUCAUGACGCCUUACCUGCAGACAACUACAGUUGACAAGUCUGUAGAGCCUGAUGAGAUGGUCUCUUCCGCGGGUGCAUCACCAGAGGUUGGCGGUGUGCCAAAGUCUGUCCAUGAGCAGAUAGUUUCACGGUCCUUGUUGCCGGAGGCUGCGCAUGACGCAGCACCUUCUGCAGAGGAAGGUGGUCUAGAAAGUGUGGAGUGGUCAUCCACAGACACUUCGGUAGGCGAGAUCGCUGCUGAGGGUAUCUCAGAGCCUGAGGUUGUGGAUACAGAUGUUGUUGCUGUCGAUUUGGAGAAGGGUGGUGACAAAGCUGUGGAGCCUGUUCACUUUUCUUUCAUGACGCCUUACCUGCAGACAACUACAGUCGACAAGUCUGUAGAGCCGGAUGGGAUGGUCUCUUCUGUGAGUGCAUCACCAGAGGUUGGCGGUGUGCCAAGGUCUGUCCAUGAGCAGAUAGUUUCGCAUUCCUUGUUGUCAGAGGCUGCACAUGAGGCAGCACCUUCUGCAGAGGAAGGUGGUCUGGAAAGUGUGGCGUUGUCAUCGACAGACACUUUGGUGGGCGAGAUCGCUUCUGGGAGUAUCUCAGAGCCUGAGGUUGUGGAUACAGAUGUUGUCGCUGUCGAUUUGGAGAAGGGUGGUGACAAGGCUGUGGAGCCUGUGCACUUUUCGUUCAUGACGCCUUACCUGCAGACAACUACAGUCCAGAAGUCUGUAGAGCCGGAUGAGAUGGUCUCUUCUGUGAGUGCAUCACCAGAUGUUGGAGGUGUGCCAAAGUCUGUCCAUGAGCAGAUAGUUUCACAGUCCUUGUUGCCAGAGGCUGCGCAUGAGGCAGCACCUACUGCAGAGGAAGGUGGUCUAGAAAGCGUGGAGCUGUCAUUGACAGACACUUCGGUAGGCGAGAUCGCUGCUGAGGGUAUCUCAGAGCCUGAGGUUGUUGAGACAGAUGUUGUCUCUGUUAAUUUGGAAAAGGUUGGUGACAAAGCUGUGGAGCCGGUGCCCUUUUCUUCCGUGACGCCUUACCUGCAGACAACUGCCGUCGACAAGUCUGUAGAGCCGGAUGAGAUGGUCUCUUACGUGAGUGCAUCACCAGAGGUUGGCGGUGUGCCAAAAUCUGUCCAUGAGCAGAGCAUUUUGCAUUCCUUGUUGCCAGAGGCUGCACAUGAGGCGGCUCCUUCUGCAGAGGAAGGUGGUCUAGAAAGCAUGGAGCUGUCAUCAACAGACACUUCUGUAGGUGUGAUCGCUGCUGAGGGCAUCUCCGAGCCUGAGGUUGUGGAGACAGAUGUUGUAUCUGUUGAUUUGCCAGAGGGUGGUGAUGAAUAUGUGGACCCUGUGCCCGCUCCUGUCAUGACGCAUUACCUGCAGACAACUGUCAUAGACAAGUCUGUAGAGCCUGAUGAGAUGGUGUCUUCUGUGAGUGCAUCACCAGAGGUUGGAGGUGUGCCAAAGUCUGUCCAUGAGCAUUUAGUUUCAUGGUCCUUGUUGCCAGAGGCUGCGCAUGAGGCAGCACCUUCUGCAGAGGAAGGUGGUCUAGAAAGCGUGGAGCUGUUAUCGACAGAUGCUUUGGUGGGCGAAAUAGCUGCUGAGAGUAUCUCAGAGCCUCAGGUUGUGGAGAUGGAAGUCGUCUCUGUUGAUUUGCAGAAGGGUGGUGACAAACCAUUGGAGCCCUUGGCCUUUUCUUUCAUGACGCCUUAUCUGCAGACAACUGUCAUUGAGAAGUCUGUAGAGCCAGAUGAGAUGGUCUCUUCUGUGAGUGCAUUACCAGAGGUUGGCGAUGUGCCAAAGUCUGUCCAUGAGCAGAGCGUUUCUCAUUCCUUGUUGCCAGAGGCUGCACAUGAGGCGGCACCUUCUGCAGAGGAAGGUGGUCUAGAAAGUGUGGAGUUGUCAUCAACAGACACGUUGGUAGGUGAGAUUGCUGCUGUGAGUACGUCAGAGCCUCAGGUUGUUGAGACAGAUGUUGUUUGUUUUGAUUUGGAGAAGGAUGGUGACAAAGCUGUGGAGCCUGUGCCCUUUUCUUUCAUCACUUCUUACCUGCAGACAACUGUUGUUGGCAAGUCUGUAGAGCCGGAUGAGAUGGUCUUUUCUUUGAGUGCAUCACCAGAGGUUGGUGGCGUGCCAAAGUCUGCCCACGAGCAGAUAGCUUUGUGCUCCUUGUUGCCAGAGGCUGCGCAUGAGGCGACACGUUCUGUAGAGGAAGGCAGUCUGGAAAGUGUGGAGUCGCCAUCAACAGACACUUUGGUAGGCGAGAUCACUGCUGUGAGUAUCUCAGAGCCUCAGGUUGUUGAGACAGAUGUUGUCUCCGUUGAUUUGCAGAAGGGUGGUGACAAAGCUGUUGUUGAGACAGAUGUUGUUUGUUUUGAUUUGGAGAAGGGUGGUGACAAAGAUGUGGAGCCUGUGCGCUUUUCUUUCAUAACGCCUUAUCUGCAGACAACUGUUAUUGACGAGUCUGUAGAGCCAGAUGAGAUGGUCUCUUCGGUGAAUGCAUCACCAGAGGUUGGCGGUGUGCCGAAGUCUGUCCAUGAGCAUUUAGUUUCRCCCUCCUUGUUGCCAGAGGCUGCGCAUGAGGCAGCACCUUCUGCAGAGGAAGGUGGUCUAGAAAGUGUGGAGUUGUCAUCAACAGACACUUUGGUAGUUGAGAUUGCUGCUGUGAGUAUCUCAGAGCCUCAGGUUGUCGAGACAGAUGUUGUCUCUUUUGAUUUGGAGAAGGGUGGUGAGAAAGCUGCGGAGCCUGUGCCCUUUUCUUUCAUGACUUCAACUGUUGCUGACAAGUCUGUAGAGCCAAAUGAGAUGGUCUCUUCUGUGAAUGCAUCACCAGAGGUUGGCGGUGUGCCAAAGUAUGUCCAUGAGCAUUUAGUUUCACCCUCCUUGUUGCCAGAGGCUGUGCAUGAGGCAGCACCUUCUGCAGAGGAAGGUGGUCUAGAAAGUGUGGAGUUGUCAUCAACAGACACUUUGGUAGGUGAGAUUGCUGCUGUGAGUAUCUCAGAGCCUCAGGUUGUCGAGACAGAUGUUGUCUCUUUUGAUUUGGAGAAGGGUGGUGACAAAGCUGUGGAGCCUGUGCCCUUUUCUUUCAUGACUUCAACUGUUGCUGACAAGUCUGUAGAGCCAGAUGAGAUGGUCUCUUCUGUGAAUGCAUCAUCAGAGGUUGGCGGUGUGCCAAAGUAUGUCGAUGAGCAUUUAGUUUCACCCUCCUUGUUGCCAGAGGCUGCGCAUGAGGCAGCACCUUCUGCAGAGGAAGGUGGUCUACAAAGUGUGGAGUUGCGAGUGCAAUCAACAGACACUUCAGUAGGCGAGAUUGUGGCUCUGGUGACUCAGUGCGUUCUGGAACCUCAAGUCACGGAUACUCAUGUUGGUUUUGUUGAUUCACAGAUGGGUAGUGACAAAGCUGUGGAGCCCGUGGCUUGUUCUUUCAUGACACCUUACUUGCAGACAACUGAUGUCAGCAAGUCUGCCGAGCCUCAUGGAGCGGUCUCUUCUGUAAAUCCAUCACCAGAGGUUGGUGGUCUGCCAAAGUCUGUCCAGGAGAUUGUAGUUCCAUUGUCCUUGCUGCCAGAAGCUGCGCAUGAGGCAACGCCUUAUGGAGGUGCUGCUCUUUCGGAAACUGCGGAGAUACCGCGGCCUCCUGCCGACACUGCAGCAGGCGAGAUCGUUGACGACACCAAAGACCAUUUCCCGGAGCCUCCCGUGUUGGAUAUGCUCAUUGGUUCUGCCGAUUUGCAGAAUGAUAUUGGCGUGGGACUUGAGCCUGUGUCCUCUGGUUCACUGUCACCUGACUCAGCUGCAGUUGUGGCUGAAGAAUCCGCGGAGCCUUGUGAACUGACCCCUGCUGUGUGUUUGCCUUUGGAGGAUGGCUAUCGCACACAGCAGCCAACAUACGAAUCCCCAUGUUCUGCUCCUAGCUCCUUGGAACAGACAGUUCUGUGCGCCUUGCCUCCUGAGACUGCUCACCAGGCUGAACCUGCGGAAGGUGGAGUUGUUGCUGAAACUGCGGAGUUGAUUCCCUUUACGGACAUCACAGUCGAUGCGGUUGCUGGUCGGGGCAAAGAGAAGUUCUCAGAGCCUUCUGUGCUUCGCGAGGUUGUAGACAUGGAGGGUGAUGAUGUGAUGGAGACGGCUCUACAGGGUGACUGCCGGGAAGCUAUUGAUGUGAGUGCUUUUGAACCUGAUUCCACGACUGGUGUACCUUGUGGAAUAGAGGAACUUCCGGAGGGAGGUGGUUGGCUCCAUGAUCCAAUGGCAAUCUCCACACCAUCAGCUCCUGGUGAGCGGCAACGGGUGCAGCUGCCAGAGGGUUUCGGGGAAGCUGUAACAGAGGCUGUUGGAGAGGCAUUAGCAGGGAUAGAGAGGGAUGAGGAGGCUUUUGAUCAAAGAGCACCCUUCAUUGAGGUUACGACAAGCAGGAUUACGGAUGAGGUUGCGCAAUGGGUGGUGCAGUCUGGUCUUCUGGAUGAUAAUGAUCUAUGGCAUUUGGAGUUUGAGGCUGUACAGCCUAGCCAUCUUCCCCUGGAUGAAACUUAUGGAAGGGUCGUUGAAACAUCCAUUGAACCUUUGGACGUUGUAACUACCAAGUUUGUGUCUGAAGAGCUGCAGGCAGAGGCAGCGUCUCCUAAGGGUCUGGAGAUGUGGCAAAGUGUGGUGGCAGAAGGUUCAAAUUUCGCGAAGCCUGAACAGAUGGAAGUUCCUUUGCCUAAGGAAAGUGCUGUUGCUCUUCCUGAGACUGCCAUAGUCAUAGGGUCUGGGCAAGAGCGUCUACAAUCAGCAGUAGCAGCUCAUCUUGCCGAUGAGGCUGAUAGACACGUAAUUGAUGGGGACGUGGAGUGGCCACUUUUUGAUCCUGUCGAUUCCACGUCAGCAGAUGGACAAUCCUCCAGGGAGCCAAGGGCUAUUCUAUCUUCCGCUGAGUUGGUGCGAGCAAACAGACCAUCUCUGUAUGAUUCACCAUCCAGUUGUCCAGUUUCAUAUGGAGAGAGAUCGAGUUGUUUACCUGCAGAAGCAGAGAGUGAGGCUGUGCCUUUCAGAGAGGGUGGUGUUCUUGAGCCGACGGAACAAGCUGCAGAGGCCCUUAUUGAGGCAUCAAUCGACAGAGGCAAAUCCGGCCAAGCUUCUGAGUCCUCUGUUCCGUUAGCUGUGGUGGACCAGCCCUUUCGGGAAGCGAUGGUCUGGCCCUUUCGAGAACGAGACCUUUCGGACGAAGUUGAUGACGCUGCUGAGCCAUUUUCUCAUCGUGAAGACGGCCAAGCAAGUGCUGCCAAGACGUUGUCAGAGGCGUCCAGCGUGGCCUCUCUGGCACUUGGUGAUUCCGUCUUGUCGAAGCACGAACCUCUUCAAGACCAAGAAUCAGUCUCUGCUGCACUUGGCUUUCCAGUUGCAAAGUAUGCGCCAUUGGAGGAAGUUGCUGAAGCUUUGCCUUCUGGUCUCAGUGUUGCUCUGGAAGCGAAGGGUGGGGAGGUUGCGCCUCCUGAUAUGGAGGUUGUUGUGGACGUAAGCGGUAGAAGAUCUGACGAUGACGGCAAGCUAGUAGAAUAUGGUCCUGACGCUCUGGAAGUGUGGCGAGCGUCUCUGGUCGAUUGGGGAUCUACGGAGCCCUCCCGAUUUGAGGAGGAAGCUCCAACUGUUGCAGAACAAGCAUCGUCAGGGGCAUUGCUCCCAAUGGCUGAUGCACUCUUGGUGCCAACUGGUGAUAAGAAUCAGAACAUCCCAGCAGAUGGCCCAUAUAUCCCGUCAAGAUUGGGGGCUUUGGGUGCGUCAUGGAUACCAGAGCCUGCUGGAGAAGCACUGUCAGUGGAAUCCUUGUUGUUACCUGGAGAAAUGGAGGCAGCCACACCAGUCAUGGAGGUGAUACCAGAAAGUAGCUGCAUGGGUAUGGGAGAAAGGUCUGUUGUUCCUGAGAUUGACGAGGAGCUAAAGGAGCAUGCUGGGCUUGCUGACCAGCCAUUCCUACUGGAUGAAGCUCAAUCUACAGCGCCAUCGACAGAGGACUCUUUCUGGAGCGUAGAUUAUCAGGACCCCAUUUAUGAUGAUGGGCUGCACGGUGACUUUUAUUCAGCUGGUGAGAAAGAUGGUAUCCCUCUAGAGUCGAAACCUAAGUUGCAGUGGGACUCUGAUUCUGUCUUGCCGUGGAUCCUGCACCUAGGGAAACCAACACUUGGAGAGUCGAUCCUGGAAGCUGUCCCAGCAACUGAGGUGGUGGUUCUAGAGGUGGUUGACCAGGCAUUCCCAUUGACCGAGGCUGCAAUAGACAGCGGCAUUGACGAAGCACCGAAACGAGCGAUCCGACCGUUGCCAGCGGAAGAUGUUGCCGAACAUGUGCUGGAUGGGGCGGUGCAGCCAUCUGUUUUCUUUGUUGAGUGCGAAACCUCUUCAUGGAAACAAGAGGCAUCUUCAGAGCCUCCAUUUCUGGCGCCCUAUUCAUCAGCUGAGCAUCUCGGGAAGGGGCCAUUCCUUGAGGAAGAUUCGAGGUGGGAGCCCGUGUUCGCAUGUGCGUCAAUUGAUCUGCAUAAAACAGGCCAAUUGCUGCCUCAUGUGAGCUCUGAGGCUUUGGCAUCAAAGCUAGAAGCUGUCGAGGAUACCCUAGGUGCAGCAGCACCCUCCACCGAUACGGAAAUAGAUAGAAGCUUUGGCGAAUCUCAAGGCUGUUCCCCGGCAGCUGAACCAAUUGAUGAGCAAGCACACGACUUCUUGCAAGGGGCUGUUUCUGGAGCGAUGGAUAAUUCUGAAGACCAACCACAUGUGCUUGAAGUCUCUGCAGCACCAUGGGAGCAAUCCCCACCAUAUGCCGCAGCGCAUACUGAGAUUCUCUCGAAUUUCAAACUUCUUCAUAUGCCAGAAGAGGCUUCUGUAUCACCUGCUUCAAGGAGCGCUAUCAACUUGUUGCCAGAGGUAAUGACUGAGGCUGUGCCAACAAACGAAGGAGUAGUAGCUGAGGUAGUGGAGAAGCCAAUACCAGUGACCGUGGACCCUGCUCUGGACAAGAGCUCUGCUGUGGCUUCAGAACAAUCAGUAAGACCUCAUUUACAACAUGCGAUGGAUUGGACUGUGCCUACCGAGGAAUUGUCUUUGAUUAACCCUGCGUUGGAAGGACCCAGUGCACAUAUUGCAGAGAAAUCAUCAGGGAGAUGGAUUAUCUCUGAACGGUGGGAAAACUUGGAAAAGCCACCAUCCACAAGGUAUGCACCCCCUCAAAUGCAAAUGCUUGCUCAAUCCGUGAAAUCGAGUGCGCUCCUGGCAUCACAAUAUUCACAGAUGGCAGCACCUGUGGUAGAGGCGAUGCCGAUCUCGGCUGAAGAAGUUUCUGUGCCCAUGGAAAGACGCGUGGUGUUGCCUGAGACUGCCACAGAUGAGAAUGUUGCUGCUGAAACCCAGAAGAGUGUAUGUGUGUCCAUGCCAGAUGAUGGACUCCCUCUACAUGAUCAAGACGAGUUUAAGCUCCUGAGUACAGGGCCUGGCGAGGUAGAGGGCAAUUUGAAGGUCCCAGAAAUGUCUUCGGCGCCCUUGCAUUUGCCAUGCGCUUCAAUAUCGUCAGCUGAGGUGAUAUGCAGCGUUGUGGAAGUUCCUACCUUCUUGAGUAAGAGCACCAAAUAUGAGCCAGCUGUCUCUGCCUUCCACAGCUAUGUGAAGAAUGAAGACAGAGGUUUCAUCUGGGAAGCAGGAUUUCAAUCAGAUGGGGACGAGUGGGACAUGGAGCUCAAAGCAGAGGAGUCUCUCUCAGACACGAAUGUGAAUCCAGGAGCUGAAAGGAUGGAAUCACUGCUGGAGAACCAAUUCGCUGACGUCACAUCCGAGGGAGAGGAAUGUGAGUGGGUGGUACCUGUGGAUGACAUGUUUGAUGAACUGGCUAAGAUUCCUGAGCGGAGCGGAAAGUUGCUGUCCAAUGCAGGCACAGGGCUGGAAGACAAACCGGUUUUCUCCGAUGGUGCGACAGGCACACAGCCCGCUGUAGCGUCUGCACAGAUGCUGAUUUCCACAGCACAGAUGACGAAGGCAGAGUCUGCAGCUGUCGUUCAAACUGAUUCCGUAUCCAGACCAGAACCAGAAGCACCCAUGGUUCCCUUUGCUGUCACCAAGCCAUGUGUGCCAACCGACCUGUGUGCUGCAAAGGCCGGCGUCGAGCUUGAAACCGAGGCUGCCGAUACACAGACUGGUGUUGAGGGCGCGAUGGACGGAACUGUCCAACCGCACAAUUUGAUGGCUGAUGUGCUUUAUUCGGUAUUGCCUGGCGAGGAGCCCAAGUUUCCUUCUGUCCCACUUUCUGCUGCUGGAUGCUCAGUGGAACCUGUGCUUCCUCGAUCGGUGCUGCUGCAAGGAGAUAAAACCCUUGAACCAGUUGCGGAGUCUACUUCCGGGUCUAGUGACCUGGAUGCGGAGCUGCCCACACCUCUUCUCCAUGGGAGUGUAGAGACUGCUGUUGUGCGUGGCGGGCUUGACAGCGAUGAGGGCGAGGAAAGAGUUGCAUCUCCAGAAGAAAAGGCACAGGCAUUUGCAUCAAGUCUUGGUAUUCCAUGUGUGGACGUUCCAGAGCUGCUGAGACAGGUGCCAUGGCAGUCUGUCAUGGGGCUUGAUCCCUCUGAAGGAGUCCUUGAGUUCGGCAUUGUUGCUGAUCCAGCGUUCAGCCCACCUGUGUCGUCGAAACAUGAGGCAGAGAUUAUAGCUGCAGAAAUUAUCUUGCCUGGAAAAGAAUACUUGUUUUCAGGGGCAAUUGAGCCUGCAGAUAUCCGGCAAGGUCUGCUGGGAGACUGCUGGUUCUUGUCGGCUGUGGCUGCUCUUUCUGAGUUCCCAGGGCUCAUCGAGAAGUUGUUUAUCCACAGGGAUGUUCCAGCCGAUGGGGUGUUUAAGCUGCGCUUCUUUAAGAGUGGCAGGUGGGUCACAGUUGCUGUCGAUAGCAAGCUGCCAUGCAGAGAUGGAGUACUCCUUUACGCCCGUUCCGUUUCAAACGAGCUGUGGGUGAUGAUGGUGGAGAAGGCGUACGCGAAAUUGCAUGGUUCUUACGAGCAACUCGUUGGCGGGUCUCCAAGUGAUGCCUUGCAAGACUUGACAGGCGCCCCAUGCGUGUCCUUCACAUUCUCGAGCCCAGAAUUCAAGCGCAUGGAGGAAAAGAAUGAGUUCUGGCCUCUUUUGCAGAAGUAUGACCAGUGUGGCUAUGUUAUGGUUGCCUGCACCACUGGGAAGGACGAGUGCACAGCGACAGGCUUGAGAGACGGUGAUGGCCUAGUCAAUGGACAUGCGUAUGCCGUCAUUGAGGUCAAGAACAUAGCAGGGCACCGACUUCUUCACAUCAGGAAUCCUUGGGGAAGCUUCGAAUGGAACGGUGCUUGGAGCGACAACAGUGUGGAAUGGGAGCAGCAUCCAGAAAUUAAAGAGCAGAUCCGACCGACGUUCUCCAAGGACGAUGGAUAUUUCUGGAUGACAUGGUCCGAUUUCCUAGAGAAUUUCCAGGGUUUGACUGUCUGCUGCGUCAAGCAUAAGGGUGCAAAAGCAUGGCAUGAACGUUGUAUCACGAGCUCGUUUACCUUCCUUGCCGAUCAGUCUCCUGGAGGGAUGCCAUCGGAACACGUGAGAGUCGUGAGUCUGGAGGUUGCCGAAUCAACAACCAUGUUCAUUGGACUGCAUCAGGAAGAUGUGCGGCUCAUUGGCGCACUCCCUACCUUUGAGGCUGGGAUUUUCGUUGUUGACGAGGAUGAGGAGUACGUUGCAAGGAAACAAACGAAGCACCCCACUUGCCAGGUACAGGCCACGUUAUCUCAGGGCACAUACAAGGUGAUCAUCAAGGCUCUGGCAUUUGUGAAGGCAAAGGAAAGGCGAGGUCGAGCAUUGAAUGGCGUGAUGAAAGCGCAGCCCGAGGUGCACCGCUUCGUCAUGACAAUUCACUCGGAUCACAAAGUUAUUGCUGUUUUAGAAGAAGAAGAAACUUCUGUUAGCUUGUCAUCGCCUGCAUUGCUUUCCGAAGAGUCACUGCUCGAUACUGUUGCGGUUCCUGUUGACAUUGAAUUGGGGCAAAAUGUCAGACUAAUAGAAGCUGACGAGUGUCACGUCGAGAAUCCCAUCCUAGAGAUGGCUGCAUACCCAGUUGUGGCUGAGUUGGCGCUGCUUGUUGAGCCACAGGGUUAUCCGCCUGGAGAUGAAGAUAGCAAGGGUCAUUGGCUGAAAGGUGAGGAUGUACAAGUGCCAGCUGAACUGCCACAUGUUCCGACCGUACCCCUGCUGGAAACAGCAGCUUCCCUGGAGAGCUUCUGCACAGUCCAUGAUCAACUAUUCACAGAGAAGUCACAGACCCCGUUCGAUUUCGUGCUCCCUGAGAUGGUUCGCUCACCAGGGGAAGGUCUUUGCUCUGCACCAACUGCACCUGUUGCUGAAGUCACGCUUGACGGGGAGGAAGCUGCCGUUUCCCUAUCUAUUGUGAUUUCGUGGCCAAGAGAGAACGAGCCACUUGAGCCACAACCUUGUGCCGAUGUUACAUCACUUUCAGAACUGCCCAAGGAUGCCACAGAGGACCUGCUAAUUCUAGUGGCUGGCGAAAAAGAGACUUCAGCAGCAGUUGCAGGGCCCGUGUUUCUUCAAGACACUGAGGCCGGUGGAUUGCCAGACAUUGAGAGGGGUUGGCAAGAGGAGAUGGCGCGUAGGACAUUGCUCGCGAAAUCUUUCGGGCUAGAAAGCAAGGACGACCACAUGCGGUUCUGGAGGAGUGUACCGUGGUUUGCAGUAGAAGCCGUCAUUCCUUCGCAUGACAUCGGGGAAUACGGGUGCAUUUCAGAUCCUGUGUAUGAUCCCUUACCGUUGCUCGAGGGCAAGGCAGAAACAAUGGCAGCAGGGGAUCUUGAAGCACCGUUAGAUUUACAACUCGGGAAGUCGACUCUGCUUAUGGGUGCUCAAUGUCAAGUGCACAUGUUUGAGGGCUGGCUCUGGUUUUGGUCCGCCCUUUCACUGCUCUCGCCAUGGCUCGUGGGGAAGAUCUUCAUGGAUGCUGUUGAGUACCCAGAAGAUGCAAAAGGAGUUUGCCGACUACAAUUCUUCAAGAGUGGCAGAUGGGUGACAGUGGCCGUGAAUAGCAAGCUGCCAGCUGUGGACUCUAGUCGCAUCACUGCUUGCUUGGGAGACAAUGAGAUGUGGCCAGUGGUUUUGGCAAAGGCGUAUGCCAAACUUCAUGGGUCGUAUGCGCAACUUACAUCUGGAUCAGUGAUAGAUGCGCUGAGAGAUCUCACUGGUGCACCAUGUGUCAGCUACAAGCUCGAUAAGCCAAAGCUGAAAAAGCUCAAAGCUGGAGGAGGUUUCUGGAACGCUCUGCUUGAACAUAGUGUGCAGAAGCAUGUUAUGGGUGCAGCUUGCAGAUCAGACAUUACAGAAGUCAUCACAGAAUCGGAGCCGAAGUCAGGUGACAGAGAAUGCCAAAUGCUCACAAUAAUUGAGGUGAGGGAAUCCCAUGGCCACCAGCUUGUCCAUUUGCGCGACCCUUGGGGAAGGUUCAAUUGGGAGGGCGCAUGGUCACACAGCAGCCCGGAGUGGUCCAACUUCCUUGAUGUCACAGAAGAGAUUCAUCCUGUGUUGGAUGGGAAUGCGGGAUCUUUCUGGAUGUCCUUCCGAGAUUUUCUAAUGAAAUUCGAGGAAGUAAUUGUGUCUUGCAUUCCCCGGGAGGGAAAGUCGUCAUGGAAGGAGCUUCAAAUCCCGUGUACGUUUAUCUGGAAUGACUGGUCAGCUGCUGGAAAUCUGGCUCAACCAACGAGAAUCUUUGGGCUGAGGGUACCAGAUAAGACACAUUUGUUUAUUGCGCUCCAUCAGGAAGAUCCUCGACUGCUUGGUGCGAAGUGGCCAUUGAAGGUCGGUGUUUGGAUUCUGGACCAGAGUAGCAGUUCGGUGGCAGCGAAGAAGAGCAUAGGUCCUGUUUGUCAGUUGGAAGUGGCCUUAGAACCGGGUGUGUACAAAGUUAUGGUGAAGGCCUUUUCAUACAUGACAGAAACUGGAAAGGUGUGCAGGUUUCCUGACACAAGUGGGAAAUCCCUGCCGCGACGGUUUGUUCUGACGAUUCACUCUGACAAGCUGGUCAUGUCCGGGCUUCUGAAGAGUGCAGCUCCAGGGAAAUUUGAUCGAGCCCAGUCCUUAAGUCCAGUGCUCGAGGACUUUGCGGAACCUGUUGGGAUUCUCAUUGGUGGUCCCAUUGAGACACGACCUCCUCAAUUGGAACUGGAAGAGCAGCUGUCGUACGUCUCAUGUCUGGAGGCAGGCACACAACCGGAGCAAUGUGCUGUCGUUCCGAAGGGGUUUAUCCCUCAAAGCUAUCCGUCCACGGAAGGGCUAGGGGAUGCACGUACUGUUAUUACAGUGGUCACCGAGGGUGCUGUGUGUGCAGAGAGAGAAAUCACCCCGCACGUGGAGAGGUUAUCUGAGCCGAAAGUGCUACCAGAGAGCAUUCCGUACGCUUUCGAAGUUACUGAUGAGACGCGUCUGGCGAGUCAGGGAGACUCAAGGGAGAAGAUGAUAGGAUCUCGGACUGCCAUAGAUGAGGGUGAGGUUAGUGAAUUGGGGGAGAGAGACUUCGAGCGAUCUGAGGCAGCUCUCAAUGAGGAAACUGUGGGUAUACUCGAGCAGUCAAAUGUAGCAACACUGAUAAAGUCCUGGGAACUGGGCAAAGAAGUCGAGAAGCAAUGGCAUGCUGCCAGGCCCAAGAGGGAAGAGAUGGGACCUGUAAACCUGGAAGAACGGACCGCAGAGAAUGUCGGCAAGCUGUUCUUGAUCUCUGGAGAACCGCUUCAGACUGUCAAAUUCCAAAUGCCAUGGCAAUCUGCUGAGGCGCUUCAUCCCGAGGGUGGCGUAAAUGGACAUGGUGCUCUUGCCAGCCCGUCAUACGACCCUCCCGCUGUCGCGAAAGGCGAACCCGCAUGGAUUCCUGCUGAAGAUCUUUUGCCAGGGAUGGAAUGGCUUUGCUCCAGAACGAUCCAAUCUUCAGAUGCUGUGCAGGGAGCGCUUGCCGACUUUUGGUUCCUGUCAUCCAUAGCUGUGAUUGCAGAGUACAAUGGCCUGGUUGAGAAUGUGUUCUUGAACCAGAGAAUCAUUGUAAAUGGAGUGGUACGGUCUCGCUUCUUCAAGAGUGGCAGAUGGGUGACGAUUGCGGUGAACUCGAAGCUGCCUUGCAAGAAUGGGAACGCCCUUUACGCUCGCUCGGUCAACAAUGACCCGUGGGUAAUGUUGCUCGAGAAGGCGUAUGCAAAGCUCCACGGAGGAUACCACCGGUUGGCGUCAGGAUUACCAAGCGAUGCGUUGCGCGAUCUCACUGGGGCGCCCUGCGUUUCCAUGAUGUUUGACAGCCCCAGCUUCAAGGAGCUUGAUUCCACUGAUGGAUUCUGGCCAUGGAUCAGAAGUUAUGAUGACCGCAGUUACAUCUUGGCCGCAUGUGCCGCAUCAACCACAAAUGACUCCUCAGGCAAGGCUCAGAAACCCAUGGACAUGCAUGCUUACACAAUCCUCCAGGUUAGAGAGUCGUCAGGUUUCCGUCUUUUGCAAAUACGGAAUUUGUGGGGGCAGUUCAAGUGGGACGGUGCAUGGUCCACUUGCAGUGCAAAGUGGGACCAGCAUCCAGAUGUGACAAAGGAAUUGCAGCCUGUGCUUGAUGGAACAGAUCAGGCAUUCUGGAUGGAGCUCUGCGAUUUACAAACGAAUUUUGUUGGCAUUGCAGUCUGCUGCAUGAAUCGCAACAACACAAGCCAGAUGUGGAGAGAGGUCAAGAUCCCAAGUGCCUUUAUGACUCCUGAUUGGUCAUCAUCAGGCGACAGAGUGCAACCAAUGAGGACUUUCAAGAUGAAGGUGAUGGAGCCGACACUCAUGUUUGUUGGACUGCACCAGGAGGAUCCCCGUAUGGUUGGUGUGGAGGCGCCACUCAAGGCCGAGGUGAUGAUCACUGAUGGACACGGCAAAUGCAUUGCUGUGAAGGAGUCUGAGGAAGCAGUAUGUCAAGUUGAGGCAUUGCUCGAUCCCGGAUGCUUCUGGGUGGUUGUUAAGGCGCUCAGCUGCACAGCAAAGGUGGGAAAAAGGAGCAGACUUCGGGAUGCAGAUGGCGAGGCAUUACAUCGGCGAUUCCUGUUUACGGUGCACUCAGAUCGGACGGUUGAGGCAGCCUUGGAGUUGCCCACGCCUGACCUCAGAGCGGUCGAGGAUGUUCGUUCCGAGACAGCAACUGAGCGGGAAGAGGGCCCAUUAUGGUUGGAACCCAUGGUAUCUGAACCGAUGGCAAUGUUGCUGGCUGGUUUCGCAGAUGAACCAGAGGAGCCGUCACGUGCAGCAGCGUCUUGUUUCACAGACGAGCGAGAUGCAGUGGCAUCAUCGUGGGCCGUUCGUCCUCCUUCCGGACUGAUUGGUGAUCCGGAAGCAGCAACGCGGUUUGUGCCAGAGGGCGUAGCAAUGGCUCCCGCAUUUGAGGACUAUACUGUGGAGACGGAUCUGGAGACGGCGGGAACCAUGCUUGGGGCAUGCGCAGGAUUUGCACAGCAAGAUGCACCCGUGCCAGUGCCAGUCGUUUCCACAUCUGAGAUUGGCAUCGGGAUGCCAGCAACCCCGGUCGUGGAAACCCGUGUCCCGCCUUUUGCGGAGCCCGUGGCGGACCCCACAGGUCUGGCCUUGACUCUCCGGUCGGUUUCUUGUCUCGACUUCGCCAGACGUACGGCGGCUUAUCCUGAACCUUCAUCGUUUGCUGCGAUGAUGGACGAAGCAUUGGCAAAGGCUGCGGCAGACGUAGGCCGCCGAGAUGAAGUUGGCCCGUAUCCAGAUGUCCAUAAUCUUCAGGAGUUUGUGCCUUCGAGCUGUCAUAAAACAGACCUUCUAGUCCGGGAUGUUCCGGGAGCCGCAAAGAGCACAAUUUCAGCGGUGGAUGAAAACUCCCUGUUCCUUACGCCGGCACCAUGGCAAACCGCUGAGUAUCUGGCUCCUUCAAAGGGGGUCUACAAUUUUGGAAAGGUCGCGGACCCUGCUUCUGGACCAAGGCCUGUUCCAGCCCAUGGGGUGAAAAUGGUUCCUGCAGAGAUGCUCUUCCCAACGAGACGUCUCUUCCCGCCCACCAAGGUUCAGCCUCAAGAGGUCAAGACGGGAUUACUUGAAGACGGCUGGUUGUUGUCUGUCCUCUCUGCUCUUACGGAGUUUCCGGGUGUCAUUGAGAGGGUGUUCCUCGACACGGAAAUCCCUGCCAAUGGAAUUUGCCGGCUGCGCUUUUUCAAAUCUGGGAGAUCUGUGACAGUGGCCGUGAAUUGCGAUAUGCCGUGCAAAGACGGAAGACUGGCUUAUGGUCAUGGAAUGACAAAUCAUCUGUGGGUGCCGCUUCUGGAGAAAGCUUAUGCGAAGCUCCAUGGGUCGUACGAGCAAUUACAAAGUGGAUCGCCACUCGAGGCACUACAGGACUUGACUGGCGCUCCUUGCAGCCGUUACAGGUUCUCGAGUCCAAAAUUCAAGCGCAGGGAGGCAGAGGAUGGUUUUUGGCCAGUGUUAAAAGAUUUGCACAAGCAGGGUUGCAUUAUCUUGGCGUGUGCACGGAGCGGGACAGCAAAGGCAGCAAAGAAGCCCCCAGGCCUGUUAAACAGCCAUGCAUUCAAUGUAAUCAAGGUCAUGGAGUCGCAGCAGGGACAACGCCUGAUACGCGUGCGCGACCGGUCGAGGAGUUUGGAAUUUUCGGCAUCGAUCUCAGAGAAAAUUCUUAAGCGCAAGGGAAACAAGGAAUUUUCCGCUGCCCGUGAAUUGAAGCUGGAUGCGGAUGGAUCCGACGGAGAUUUCUGGAUUCCCUACGAUGAUUUCCUGAAGAAAUUCGUCGGUGUCACCGUCGCCCAUGUGAGGUGUGAUGAGAAGGGAGAUUCUACCUGGAAUCUUCUCCAGAUUCCUUGCACUUUUAUUCCGGACGACUGGUCCGCCGCUGGAAACGAUUCGCAACCGACUCGGAUUUUCAGAAUGAAGGUGCUUGAAGCCACAAAGCUUUUCAUCGGACUAAAUCAAGAAAGUGCGCAAAUGGUUGGUGUGCCAGAACCUCUGAAGGUAGGUCUAUGGAUUAUGGACAAACGGAACCAGUACUUGGCGACAGAGCAGGCGCACGAAACAAUAUGCCAGCUGGAAGCUAGCCUGGAGCCGGGGAUCUAUAGGAUCAUGACGAAAGCCUUUUCCUUUGUGAACAAGGACGGCGAGCUUUGCAAGUUCCCCGACAAAUUUGGGACCGUCUUGCCUCGGCGCUUCGUUCUCACAGUGCAUUCGGAGAAGGCAGUGGCCGCAAAACUCUCUCAAGAUCCGGUCAUCAGUGCUGCGAAGCAACGGGAGAAGGAGCUGAUGCUCCCUUCGGAGCCUGCUGUUGAAAGCCACCGUCCUCUCAUGUCUGAAGCGGCGCGACCACUGUCGUGUGCGGGUGCGAUCGAAGAACUCGCGGAAACGGCGUUCGCGCCUGCACCUCAUCCUGCCGGCUUGGAGUUCAAUGCGAGGAUAAAGUUUGCUUCGCAGGCGACGGCCGAGCCGCCGAAGGCGGCGGACCCGGAGGUUCCGGAGGUCACGGAGCAAUUCUAUUCCUCGGUCAACGUUCUGUCGGUUCAUGCCGUGAUGUCAGAGGCCAAAACGGCAGCGGAGGAGGACGAGGACCCAACGUGGAAAUCGGUCGACUCAUCCAUAAUGCAACCCGUUCCAGACGAAGAAGCUAUGAAGUGGAUGCUCGCAAAUUCCGCGUCGUUGUUGCAGGCUGCAUUGCUCAAACGCCGUGAGGAAGCCGACACUGCUUCAACCCUCGGGCACGGUCCGGAUCAGGAUCAAGCACCGAAGCACGGUUUAUGGCAAGACCCAUUGCCAAGCAUACCAAUUGAGACUGAGUUGGCCAUUCUACCAGAGCGGCGGCAGACUCCCGGCGAGGGCCUGAAUGCGGAGAGCGGUGUGGCCGCAGAGCCCUUACGUCCUCGGGAAAUCUCUCCUGGGAUCGGCCCCGUCUGCCCAUUGCGGGAGGUGGAGCAUGUGGGUUCUACAGACGACGGAUGCAUUUCAUCGAUGGGAGCUGUAAAUGCUCACGCAAAUGGUGGCGUGCCUUAUGAGACUGUGAAUAUGGACCAGACUGAACAGAUGAUGACAGUGGAAGACUCUCCUUCGCAGUCGCUGAACGCAAUGUCUGACGCUAAUUGUGACGUCCAUCCUGAGACGGAAGCCGUUCUCGCGCAUGCUGAGCAAGAUAUUGCAGACAUUUCAGAUGAUGCAAUUGUAUUGAGCCCGUUCGACAGCGUUGAAGAGGAGCAGAGGUAUGGGCAAUCACUCGGGGUGGCAGAAGAAGACCUACCGGAUCUUUGGAAGUCGGCACCGUGGCAAGCUGUGGAGUCUGUCCUCCCCACUAAGGGAGUCGAGUCCUUUGGGAUGCUUGCUGCCGCAAAUGUCCAACCACCCAUAGAUUCAUCGCAUGACGCAAAAAUGGUGGAAGCGGAGCAUAUCUUUUCGACACAGGAAAUGUGCCUUUUCAGCAACAAAAUAGAUCCACGGAAUAUCCGAUAUGGUCUGCUUGGAGAUUCGUGGUUCUUGUCAGCAGUAACAGCUCUCGCAGAGAGCCCUGCCAUCAUCGAGAAACUGUUUCUCCAGAAAGAGCUCUCCCCCAAUGGAGUUUACCACCUCCGAUUCUUCAAGAGUGGCCGGCUGGUUCAAGUUGCAGUGGACACGAAAAUUCCAUGCGCGGACUCGAAGCCCAUCUAUGCUCACUCAGCGGCGAACGAACUCUGGGUGCCUCUUUUAGAAAAGGCAUAUGCGAAGCUUCACGGAUCUUACGAGGCACUUAUUGGUGGUUGUCCCGCCGAUGCGAUUGAAGACCUGACGGGGUGUCCGACAAUGACAUUUCGCUUUUCGAGUCCGAAAUUCAAGCGGUUCGAGUCCACAGGAGGGUUUUGGCCAUUGUUGAAAGGUUAUUGCGAUCAGGGAUUCAUGCUUAUGGCAUCUGCAAUGGGCCCAGCUGAGUGUGCCGGAGCCAGUGCCAAGCGGGAGGGUUGCCUUGUUAAUGGUCGUGCUCAUGCCAUAGCAACGUUGAAGGAGAGCGGAGCUCAUCGACUUGUUUUUGUACGCGAUCCGCAAAAGAGGUUCAACUGGAGAGGAGCUUGGGCACCAAGAAGCGCAACGUGGGCAAAAUACCCGCAAGUGGCAAGGGAUAUUAAACCCCUCCAAGAGGGGUUGGGAGAUGAUGGGUUUUGGAUCUCUUAUGCAGACCUGUUGAAGAGCCCAUGAGAUUGAGGGAAUGAAGAAGGAUAGAAAUA